Messenger RNA from Armigeres subalbatus, 1077 nucleotides. Its product is annotated as RWD domain-containing protein 1. The coding region runs from base 227 to 958 and encodes 243 amino acids. The transcript has 2 exons. Gene Ontology annotation, biological process: cytoplasmic translation. NCBI's taxonomy places the organism in Eukaryota, Metazoa, Arthropoda, Insecta, Diptera, Culicidae. Gene Ontology annotation, molecular function: protein binding. The record is from RefSeq and is a predicted model, not a curated record.
GACGCACCGUGCCGUCGUGUGUUUACAUUCAGUUUGUAUGGUGUGCAACGAGCAUCUGCUUACGUUCCGGAACAUUAUCCGAGAAAUUAGCGGACAUCGCAUGCCGCUUCGAACACAAAUUGAGUUCAAUACCGCUCGGAACUUAAUCGCGUUGCUUCCCCGGCUACCGGAUUUGAUUUUUCAUCCAAUUUACUGCCACUAGUGUUCCUCAAAACAAUUGGUAAGCAUGGAGCGGAAUCACCACGAAGAUCAGUGUAACGAAAUUGAGGCGCUCGAUUCGAUCUACUGUGGGGAGCUGGAGGUCCUGGCAACGGAACCGUUGCAUCGGUUUAAACUUCCGAUUGCAACCACGGAGUACGACCAGGAAGUGGAAACGGAAGGACUGUCGUGUAAACUCGUGUUCAGCUACACAGAAAAAUACCCGGACACAGCACCACUGGUAGAGAUUGAAGAUCCGGAAAACUUUCGUGAUGGGUACGAGGAAGGACUUCUAGAGCAUGUUCAGCAAACGAUUCAAGAAAACAUCGGAAUCGAGAUGAUUUUCUCGUUGGUAAGUUCGGCACAGGAAUGGCUGAAUUGCAAAUAUGACGAGCUGAAGAAUGAGGCCGAAAACGAGAAAGAGGAAGCGAAGCGACUUCUGGAGGAAGAGGAAAGGAAAAAGUUUGAAGGCACUCGCGUUACGGUGGAGUCGUUUAUGGUGUGGAAAACGGGUUUCGAACGCGACAUGGGUAUCACCGAGCGGAAGGAAAAGAUUCUGGGCGAAACAAGAAAGCUCACCGGCAAAGAGCUGUUCCUACUGGAUAAUACCCUGAACGAGUCCGAUCUGAAGUUCCUCAUGGAUGCAGGGGAACCGAUUGAAAGCGUGCGAAUCGAUGAAUCGCUGUUUCAGAACAUUGAAGACCUGGAACUGGACUCGGACGAUGACGAUGAUGAAGAUUAUGUGCCCAACGAAAAGUAAAGUGUGAGUCGAGCUGUUUGAUCGUUAUUUGAAUGUUUUUAAAUAUUUACUUGCUUAGAAUUUCUUUCGAACGAGAGAAACCUUAUUGCGCGUGAAUAAGGAACAAUUUAAGUCGGAAA